This is a messenger RNA of Cuscuta campestris, 2623 nucleotides long. The record is from the annotation of a GenBank genome assembly. NCBI's taxonomy places the organism in Eukaryota, Viridiplantae, Streptophyta, Magnoliopsida, Solanales, Convolvulaceae.
GGAUGGGAUCUCUGGCGAAGGUUUUCUUACUUUUCUAUCAAUAGAAGUUACUCCAUAGUUUUCUUUCCCUUUUCUUAAUGUUUUGUCAUCAAACCCUAAAUUCCUUAAUUAUUUCAAUUGGGAAUAAUAUAAUUUUCUACCUCAUACAAACAGAUGACUGCCGAUGAUACAUUGAAGCCGGAAAAGAACACAGGCCAAGAAGAUAAAGACUCGACUACCCAAUCUGAAGGGGAAUCCGAGGAGCAAGACUUUAUCAUAGAUCUAGAAAACCAAGUCCAGCCUUUCUGGGAAUCUCCUAAUCUCCGGGACACAGCUAGAGAAUGGUUAUGUGUACGAUUAUGGGUGCAGAAAGGGCCUGAUGAACAAGUUGCUUUGCUGGAAGAUGUGCUUCAAUGUGAUAAGUCUGAGGUCCAAUCCAUGCACGAAUACAGUAGUCCAUUUGAAUUUUAUGCUCUAGUGAAUGAAAAAGAAACAGCUAAAUUGUUUGCUUCAGGUAUUGUCUGUUCUCUAAGAUCUGGUUAUCCACAACGAGUUAGGGAAGAGCGAAAGAAAAUCAGAAGAAAUGAAAUUAAAAGGAAAGUCGAUGCUAGACAAAAAACAAAGAAACAAAAAGUCAGCCCGGGUAUGCCUCACUCCUUCAAUUAUGUGUUCCUUAAUCUUUAUGCUUUCCCCCGCCCAGAGGCUAAUUGCAGAGAGGCUUCUAAACCUGCUUAUAGCAAAUAUGAGCCCUACCCUCUUCUCGACGACGUGUAUAGAAGUUGGUAUCAGGUAGAAAUAAAAACAAAGAAACAGCGAGAUGAACAGAUAGCUUUUCUGCUGGAUGAGCUCAACCUUAAAUGUGACAAGUUUGAAGUGCGCUCCUUCCAUGAGUUCAUUGGUCUGUCAACAUUUAAUGCUUAUUUGACUGCAGAAGAAGCACAUAAGUUAUCUAAGCUGAAGAUGGUUCGCCUUGUCGAGCUAGGAUAUCCUAAGCGACCUAAUAGGAAAAUCAAUGCACAGCAGAAUUUUAAAGAACAAACACAGAGCUUAGGUAGCAGGCUCUCAGAGGCAAGAAAGAACAAAGAAAAAUGGAGAUUUGAUGAAGGAUUCGACCGCCCAGGAUUCGACCGAAUCUUUACGCGAGGCAUGGGAAAGGUUCAAGGACUUGAAAUCAAAUGUCCACCUGCUCUGAUUGACGAUGAUAGCCUGAUGUUCCAUUUUUAUCAAGGACUUAUGGUGCCAUCAAAGAAAGAACUUGAUCACUCUUCAAAGAUGGCUGAUUUUCCUGCUGGUAGACUAGAGUUACCUUUUGCUACCUGCGAGGCACGUGAUCGAUAUCGGGAUUGGGGUAGCAAGAAGGUGUUGACACCGCCUAAGAUUUUGGACCAUGCAGCAUUGGAGAGCAUGGGGUACUGGGACGAGGUUGACGACUUUCUCCAUGACUCCAAAUGGAGGUACUUGCUAGCACUCUGUGCACUGGCUAGCGUCCCAUUGACUAUGGAGUUUAUCUGCUCGCUGAAGUUCAGCGCUUAUGGGAGUAGAGUACGAGAUGUGGAUAGAGUGCAUCCCUUAGAAGAGACCACGCGACAUUACAUACCAGCAGAUCAGGGCACAUGCACGUGCAGUCCUUCAUACAUGCCGAAGAGCAUGCCCAUAGAUGGAGCCUAUUCCUCUGCUGUUCCACGUCCCUUGCAUACUACGUUCCACGAGCUGACCGCUGCUUUUGGUGAUCUCCGGGCAUCGAUUGAUUCACUCUUCCAGCGUUAUGAGGAGCGGUGGACUGCCUUUGAGCGCAAUCAGGAGUCUCGCUGGAAGGAAACCCAGGACCAUGAGCAGCGCGUAGAGGACACUCUAUCACAACAUGAUACACAUAUCGCCCAGAUCCUAGAUUUCAUGGAGCAGCAGUAUGGAGUUCGUUUGGAGCAGGACUUUGCAAAAAGCAUAACAGGGGACUACGACUAUUGCAGCAGUGAUUAUGAUGAUCCUUUUGAAGAAUACGAGUAUUAUCCUUCUCUGGAUGCAGCUGGGAAACGGUGGUACACAGUAAACUUGGCAAAUGAUAUGCAUGCUGAUGAUCAGAUAGCUUUGCUGCUAGACACACUCAAUCGUAGUGAGUCUGAAUUCGAAGACAUUUACAAGGGUGGCCGUUAUCGCCAUUGCUUUAGUGCUUACUUGACUGAGAAAGAGGCGGAUGAAGUCGCGGGGCUCGAAGAAGUCGAGUAUGUGGAGCCACACCGUUGUAAGGAAAGUUGGGAUUAACUAGUAUGUUACUCCCUCCGUCCGGAAAUAUUCUUCCCGUGUUGACUUGGCACGCUUAUUAAGGAAUAGUAAAAAAAAUGCAACAUUUUCAAAAAUGCACAUAAUAUAAACUUUUAAAUCUCCUUUUAUUAUUAAAAAAAUACUAAAAAAGUAGAUUUGUGAUAAAAUAGAAGGGUAUUAUUGAUAUUUAUCCUUAAAAAGUAUACUAAAAAAUGAAAUGGGAAGAAUAUUUUCGGACGGGCCAAAAAGGAAAGUGGGAAGAAUAUUUCCGGACGGAGAGAGUACUUUAUAUGAAAGUGAUUAAUUUUACCUGAUACUCCACUUGUUGUUCUCGGCCCACCAUAAUUUAACACUUCCUUCGCUGGAAUAACAUCAAAUUCAUUCU